Molecule: messenger RNA, 7010 nt
Organism: Ornithodoros turicata
Lineage: Eukaryota; Metazoa; Arthropoda; Arachnida; Ixodida; Argasidae
Gene: FoxP
Product: forkhead box protein P1-like
Exons: 15
Coding region: 506-3061 (851 amino acids)
Biological process (GO): regulation of transcription by RNA polymerase II
Cellular component (GO): nucleus
Molecular function (GO): RNA polymerase II cis-regulatory region sequence-specific DNA binding; DNA-binding transcription factor activity, RNA polymerase II-specific
Source: RefSeq, a predicted model, not a curated record
AGUGCGCGUGCGUUCUGAUAUCGUCGUCUGCAAGUAUACCACGCGUCUUGGCAAGGCUCACUCACGAAGUGCACGCGCCUGUGUCUCACUCACGGAAGAUGAAGUGUCGAGCGGAGUGAAUCCUCUUCCCUGGUGGACACUGCAUUUAUAACUUCCUUCCUUCCUGAGUCUCGAGCAGAAGGUGACAGUAGCUGUGACAAACGAAGAUCUGAGUGUGCAGUGUGGUACCUCAUGUGAAAAAGUGGGGCGCGGGGGGGGUGUCGUUUGGAACAUGCCGCCCCUACCGCCGCCAUCCCCUGGGAUAGUGCGUGUGCAACUUCGGUGUUUCAGUUCUCGUCCAAGUGCGCUGCGUUUGCCGGCUGUGGGUGACAUCGCUCGGUGAAGGAGUCUCGUUGGGUCACCAGUUUGUCAUCAUCACUUUCUAGGAAGGUUGUCCCCAAAGUCAUCAGCCCUGCUCAGCCGCUCCGACCCGUUCGCUGCUGAAUGCCGACAGGAAGAUGAUCGCAUGAUGGACCAUGAGGGUGACUCUGAGGCCGCCAUCAACCUUUCAACUAGUCAGGCGGCUGCACGGCCUCCAAACACCACCCCCACUACGAAUGGCGUCGUCCACGACGACUUGGCGGACAACCAGAGCCCUGUGGCGGCGUCGAAGGCGCAACCGUCCCUUCAGGCCGGGGGCGGUCGUGCCUGGGAGAAAGGGGAUCUGUCUCCGCUGCUGAUGAUGAACACACUCGCCCAGCAGCAGAUGCAGCAGAUCCUACAGCACCAAGUGCUCUCGCCUUCCCAGCUACAACAGAUCCUCACCACACAGCAGCAAACCUUCCUCUUCCAACAGCAGCAACACCAACAGCAGCAGCAACACCAGAAACAGCUGGAGACGGUGAUCCCUCAACUGCAGGAGCAGCUCCAGUUCAUCAUGGUGCAGCAGAGCCAAGUGCUCCAGCAGCUGAACGGCAUGAACAAUAGCAGCGGUGCUGCUAUCGCCUCCGCGGACAAGAACAAGCCGGGACGACAGCAGCUGCAGCUGCAGUUGCAGCAGCUUGCCCUUCAGCAGCACCAGAUCAUGCAGCAGCUUCAGCUAUCGCACAGGCAGUACCUCCUCGGCCUCCCUCCCUUUCUCCUACCGCAAGCCAUGAACACGGACUUGCAGUCUCUCUGGAAGGAGGGUGGGCAAGUCUUGGACGACGGCCCCCUAAAAGCUGCGGGCCUCAACGGCCUACUGACGGGCUCCACGGGAACCGGCUCGAACCUCAGCAACGUUGGCGGUGCCCUGAGCAGUCGGCAGUCGCCGACGCUGCCGAGCGUGUCUCCGGCGCUCCAGCAGCAGCUCCAGCAGCCCCAGCAGCAACGAAUGGUGAACGGCGGAGUGUCCAACAACCAUAUCCAACAACAGCAACACGCGCUGCCCUCGGGAGGAGGUCUUCCGUCUCACGGGGGCAGCGUAGAAGGGGGAGGCUCGGCGUCGUCAUCACCGUCCACGUUCCAGCAGCACGCGGGGAAGGAGGAGAAGUCUUCCAGUGCCAGUAGCCAUGCCUUGUACGGCCACGGUGUCUGCAAGUGGCCAGGCUGCGAUGCUGAAUGCGAGGAUUACCAGGCGUUCUUAAGACACCUGAACACCGAACAUCAGCUGGAUGACCGAAGUACAGCACAGGCCAGAGUCCAGAUGCAAGUAGUUUCUCAACUGGAGCUGCAGCUUGACAAAGAGCGAGACAGGCUCCAGUCAAUGAUGGCCCAUCUUCAUAUGAAACCUCCCAAUGGAAGUUCCUCUGGAUCUGGAAACAAAGACCUGAUGCUGACUUCGACCCCCAAGCCAGCAGCGUCCUCCCCUCAGGCCCUGCCAGUGAUGUCCAUCAGUCCAAGCCCUCCCCCUCUGACCAUGACGACGGUGUCCAGUGCGCUGGUGCCCAGUAGGCUCCUGGCACUUCCAGCGUCGAAUCAGUCAGGCGGAGGUGGCUCGGGGCCCAUUCGGCGGAGGCUGAGUGAUAAGGGCGUUUCUCCGCUCUCAGGCAUAGAUGUACCGUCAUUACCUGAUUCCUCCAUUCGGCGGAGGGUCGCGGAGAGAGCUAACUUGGACAUUACGGAAGAAAUCCAGCGAAAUCGCGAGUUUUACAAGUCCGCAGAUGUUCGGCCUCCAUUCACGUACGCCUCUCUCAUUCGGCAGGCUAUAAUCGAAUCUCCUGAUAAACAGCUAACGCUGAAUGAGAUAUACAACUGGUUCCAGAAUACUUUCUGCUACUUCCGUAGGAAUGCUGCAACUUGGAAGAAUGCGGUGAGACACAACCUAAGCCUACACAAAUGUUUUAUGCGUGUUGAGAACGUUAAGGGGGCUGUAUGGACUGUGGACGAAAUAGAAUUCUACAAGCGUAGACCCCAGCGCCUCCAAGAUCGGAUAGCAGGGGGUUUACCGGUGCCUUCACAGCAAGUUGGACAAAGGUCAGUUCGUAGUCCAACGCUCCAGCAAAGUCCGGGUCUCUACGGAGAUUCCCUCAAUGCUUCAUUGCAAGCGGUGGACGUGCAGGCGGCUCUGGCAGAGAGCAACCUGUCAUUCCUCAGUGCAGCAAUGUCUGGAGCAUCAGGCAGUGCACCUAUUGCUAGUGUGGCCAGCAUCAUGCCCAGCCCACGACCUCCCAGUGCUGGAAACACUUCUCUCGGCAACAUGGCCUCCAUCAAUGAAGCUGAGAGAUUUGUCAUCAGUAUGGUGGGCCAGGGUCUACCGGGGGAGAGGCUAACCAGUUUCCCCUGGCCUCACUACAGCAAUGGCGUCCACAUCAAGCAGGAGCCAGAAGUAGAGGAGCCAAGUAGUGACAUGGAAGACAACAUGGACACAUCCCACCCCUUGGCCAUUGCUGCCUCCACCAAUGAAGAGGAGUCCACAGAAACCCGUCCACCAUCAGGAGGAGGCGACCACGUCGGCCAGCAGGGAAGUCACAGUGGGAACAACAACAGCAGCAGCACAGCCAAGGACUGCGAAGACGAAGAAGAGGCCGAGGACUUGUCGCUCUCGUCGUCGACGACGACGCCCUCCGAGACUCCAGUCAGUGUGUCGUCGUGUCCUCCUUAGGCCUAGCGCAGGACUUCCUCCCCCUCCUCGCGCGGGGGGCAGAACGAGGGUCGGGAAUUUCAUUUCGGUCCGCAGCCGAACAACGUCACCAUACCUCAACGCAAUUACCUCAAAGGAUGGCGGGGAAGGGAUAUUUUGCAAAAAAAAAAAAAAAAAAGAAACACUCGGACAGACGGGGCGAACUCGGUCUUCCGUCCCCCUGACGUCCGCUUUCCUGAAGUACGGUUCCUCUUAGAUAUAUUCGUUACUGCUAUCGUGUUUCAUAAGUACAGUUUUAAACGAGCGAGUUGGGUCGUCGUGUUGAGGCCUCGUGUUUUUUAUGUAAAGAGUAAAAAAAAGACGAGGCAAGCAGAUUUCGAGAGAAAGUGGUAAGCACUACAACCAUGUUCCUGUCAGCAUAUCGCCUCGCUGCGAGGCAUUGUAGACGUAGUGUGAGUGGGAAAGCGCAAAAAAAAAAAAAAGUUACUAUACACAUACUCGUUUCGUGUGGAAGAACCAAGUGUCAGAGUCUCUCCUUACCUAGCGGGAAAAAAAAAAAAAACCCUAGUUGGUAGAGGUAAACACUCUCAGUAGGAAUCGUACCGUAUAUCUUCUUACGAUACCAUCUCGUCCGACAUGAUGGGUGAUCGGAGUGCAAGGGUUGAGGCCCCUCGUCCCCCCCCACCCCCUUUUUAGGUGAAAUAUCCCCCUUCCUUGUUCUUGCGUUGUGCGGCGUUCUCCGAAUGAUCUCUCUGUUGGUUCGAUCGUUCCAGCAUCUAUUUUUUAGGACUCUGUUUCGAAGUACGGCGACGGAAGUUACUCUGUGUUCUCCCGGUUAUUACGUUUCUGCGAUCACGUGAGAGACUCAUGCACGCAAAUGGACGAAAAUGGACGUCUCCCGUUUUUGUGAACUCAGUUUCGGCAGAGGAACAGGACAGUUUGUGUUUCUUCUUUGUUUGCCCCUUUUUCUUUCUUUCUUUCGACCCGAUUUUUUCGUAAGUGGCCAGCACGCCUUUCGGAAAGCCAUCAUCGUCUGUGACGCCGUCAUCACCCGUCAGCAUUCCUGGUGAUAUCAUGUCAAGCGUAGGAUCUUCUAAUGUGGGCUGCCGCUCGUUCAGCUUCAGUUCCGGCCUCAUUUUAUGCAUUUGGACUUUGUGUAACUCUUUUGUUACCAUUUUCCCUGUUCUUUUAUUACCUGUUCUUUCUCUGCUCUGUUUAACAGUGACCAGUCAUUAUGUUUUGUGUGUUAUAUGCUUCUGUUGAUGCCUUGACAAAGGGCAAAUGACCUGUUCUUUCAUUCAGGGAUGCAAAGCCCCGAUUUAGUGCCGUAUUAAAAGGCAACAUUUCAGGGUCAAGGGGGACCAGAUUCAUAAAGUACUAUAAAAUUUUUCAGGCACUGUGGAACAAGAACCACAACCACGAUGCUUUUUAAAACCUAGUAGCUACAGUCCAACAUUUUAAAUGGUUUUGAGUUUCAAAUCAGUUUUCACCAUUUUGUGAAAGUUCAGUAUUCUCUCAAAAGUAGGGAAAAGUGAAGAAUUAAAAAUCCUCCAUUCCAAUAAAAAAAAAAAAUACAGAAGACAACUGGAACAGGGUGGGAACAAAAAUCAAUUAACACGUCAAUGACAAAUGGAAACAAAUUCAAAAUUUGGGGAAACUCUGGGCUGUAGUACUGCAUACCAAAGCUGAAACUCCUACUAUUCGUUCUGCGUUGCAUCCCUGCUUCCAUUCAGGUGUGUUUACUUUCUGAACCCUGACCAUUGCGCUCUAUCAAUACUCUCACAUUUUCCUCUGAAUAUUUUUUAUGCCUAUAAGCUUUGUAUUUUCUUUUUUUUCUGUUGUGAAUUACUGAGACUGGUAUUGAAGGUAUUUAUUGAGGAAUGUACAUAGAGAACAUUGUCAAACGCCGGCCGUCUGUAAGAUUUUGUAUCUUGCUUUCAUUUUGUGUUCCAGUUCCAGUCAUCACCAUAAUUAUUAUUGUCACCUUUACGCCAUGAAUACCUGCCAGUGUUGAAAUAUUCAUCUUCAUUUUCACAUGUAUUUUAUUUCUCUGUGACCUUGUCCAUGUCGUAAAAUCUUGAGAUAAGAUAAAAGAAAGGUUAAGAUACAACACUGUUCCAUCUCUUCCUAGGUUUUCAAGGGGGAAUUUAGCUGAGCAUGUUGCCAUAGUAACCAAACAUAUCAAUUAUGUCCAUGUUUCAUAGAAGUGACGUGCACUGAAUCCAUUGAGAAGCCACUGAUCCACAUAUCCUGUUGUCAGUUUUGACACAGUUUUUUUUUGUUUUUUUUACGUCCUUAUAUCUGGUAUUGCACAAAACACAUUUUCGGAUGCAAGCAAUUACUGGUGUCACGAAUACGCAGAUGCAGGGUAAAAUAGGUAGCUUUCAUGUUUCUUUGAAAGUUCAGUAGCUAUUGAACUAUUUCUGAGAAAUCCAAGAAUGCAGUAACCUAACUAUAUAAGUUGUGCUUUUCUUACAGUAUUAUGCUGCAUUUGUGACAGUAGUAUACCUAUUAGCCUUGAAACCACAUGUUACACUUCAGUCGUGACCAGUCAUAAUCUGUACUUAAGUUAACUCAGUCACUCAAUGCAUUCAAAUUAUAGUAAUAUUUGGAAAGCAUUCUGUUAGUCUCUGAAGGAAAUGACAAAAAAGGCUUUGUGUCGUUGAAGCACACUUAAAUUACAGCUGUCACUUUGAAUGGCUCUUUCAUAAAUGAAUAUCGUUGCAUACUGAGACAGGAACUUUUACCACCCAUGAGGGUUAAGUGUGACCUGGAGUGGUUCGUAGGUUUAUUUGUUGUGAGCAAGGCUUAUCGUGAAUGAAACAAAGUUCCUCUAAAUGUGGAAGCUGAUACAGAGGCUGUAUCAGUUUGAUAUCAGUUGAUAGUGACACUAUUCUCAGAACCAUCAGUCCAUGCAUAUAUACUACUGCUUUCUGUCGUGUACAUACAUGUAAAGGCUUCAUGAAAUAGUAUUACCGUACAAAGAGUCAUGACAUACCGGUGUGCCAUUUCGUUACUAUUAUCCUCAUGUACUAUUCUACAGCAUAUUUAGUAUAUAAAUCAAAUGCAAAAGAAUGAAUAGUUACUGAUAUGCAUUUCUUGUAUUUGUUAUAGUAUUUCCCUCACUUUGAAAGUUCCUAAGGUGAACUAACAGGCUGCCUGUCCCAUAGUUGAUUUGCCGAACAUGCUUUUAACAUAGGAUGUCCAAGGACGUCCAUAGGACGUCCAAGUAGGGCACAAAAUGCAGAAAUGUGCAGCGUGGCUCAUACUCAUUCAGAGAUGUUGCAAGCAGCUUAUUCUGUGAAAAAACAUUAUUUAGACAGAGAAAAUUGAAAAAAAAAAUUUUUGCAAAAGAAUACUACAAACUAACACAGUUAGGCAUACACUAACUGCAUGGAGGAUUGAUAGCAUAUAAAUGCACUUGCACACAGUCAUUGCAUUUCAGUUACAUAUAUUGCAGACGUCCCAAGUGGUCAGAAAACAUUGUUUCAUGCAAUCAUUCAUCUAAAGAAUAUUUUCUCAGGUGAAGACAGCGUGAACCAUAUGUAGUUUGUUCAAAAUACUCAAGUCGCGUUGGCAUACAGAUUACCAAACGAGGUUUCUGAUCUGCAAGACUAAUGAUCCAGCCUGCUAGAUGGUCCACACAGCUAGCUGUUUUCAUUCGUCCCAUACGGUUCUUUUUCUGUACUCGGUGUAGUAUUUUUCCCUUCUGUGGCUUCUUGAUCUUGGAUGUGUGUACAAACCUUUUACAAAAUUCCACCAGCAGUGCAGUGACAUUGAAGUCCGUUCAGUUUUAUCUCGAGAAAGAGUGGAGGAAGGGAGGGAAACGGAUUCACCUCACAGCAAUAAAACAAAGGACGAGAGACAAACUGAACCGUAGAAAAAGAAAAUGCAGUGUUUCGUCUCUGUUUUGUGUACAUCCACACUUAGUCAGCGUGGACCAAGAUUACAAUAAAAAAAAGUGAUUAUA